CCACGGCCGGCCGCCCGCCCUGGUACACCGAGACCGGCGCGCCGCUCGACGAGGCCUUUGUCAUCGGCCUGUGUGGAGGGAGCGCAUCGGGCAAAACCACAGUGGCCAACAAGAUCAUCGAAGCCCUGGACGUGCCCUGGGUAGUGCUGCUGUCCAUGGACUCCUUCUAUAAGGUGCUGAACAAGGAGCAGCAAGAGCUGGCCGCCUGCAGCGAGUACAACUUCGACCACCCCGAUGCCUUUGACUUUGACCUGCUGGUCAGCGUCCUGCGCAAGCUCAAGAAGGGCAAGAGCGUCAAGGUGCCGGUGUACGACUUCACCACACACAGCCGCCGCAAGGAGUGGAAAACCAUCUAUGGGGCUAAUGUCAUAGUCUUCGAGGGCAUUUUGGCCUUUGCCAACAAGGAGCUACUGAAGCUGCUGGACAUGAAGGUGUUUGUGGACACAGACUCAGAUAUCCGGCUGGUGCGGCGGCUGCAGCGUGACAUCAUGGAGCGCGGGCGUGACAUUGUGGGCGUCAUUAAGCAGUACAACAAGUUUGUCAAGCCGGCCUUCGAGCAGUACAUCGAGCCCACCGUGCAGGUGGCUGACAUCGUGGUGCCCCGGGGUGGGGAAAACUCUGUGGCCCUGGAUCUCAUUGUGCAGCAUGUGCACAGCCAGCUGGAGAAGCGGGAAAUCACCGUCAGAGCAACCCUGGCCUCCCCCCACCAGGGGCAGCCGCUGCCCAAGACUCUGAGUGUCCUGGAGAGCACACCGCAGGUGCGCGGCAUGCACACAAUCAUCAGGAACAAGGACACGACCAGGGAUGAAUUCAUCUUCUACUCCAAGCGCCUGAUGCGGCUGCUGAUUGAGCACGCCCUCUCCUUCCUGCCACUUAAGCCAGUGACUGUGGAGACGCCGCAGGGGACGAUCUACGAGGGGAAGCGCUUCCAUCGGCAGCGGAUCACGGGUGUGUCCAUCCUGCGUGCAGGGGAGACCAUGGAGCAGGCCCUCACGGCCGUCUGCAAGGACAUCCGCCUGGGCAAGAUCCUCAUCCAAACCAACCAUGACACGGGAGAGCCUGAGCUGCACUACCUGCGCCUGCCCAAGGAGAUCAGUGAGGACUACGUCAUCCUGAUGGACAGCACUGUGUCCACGGGUGCUGCCGCCAUGAUGGCCGUGCGCGUCCUGCUGGACCACGACGUGCAGGAGGACCGGAUCUUUCUGCUCUCGCUGCUGAUGGCAGAGAUGGGGGUGCACUCUGUGGCCUACGCCUUCCCCCGUGUCCACAUCAUCACCACGGCUGUGGACAAGCGCGUCAGUGAGGAGUUCCACAUCAUACCUGGCAUCGGUAACUUCGGAGACAGAUACUUUGGCACCGACGCCCCCGCAGCCUGGUUGGAGAGUGAGAGCAUGGACUGCUGAGGAGGCCUGGCUCCCUCCUGCACCUCCUGUUAGGGGACCAGCCCCUUCCCCCUUCUCCUGCCCUGCCCUAGGAUCCCCGCUAGCCUGGGACCCGCUGCUGCCUGCGCCCUGCAGCACCCUGCUCCGAGGACGGAGGGGGCAGCGCCGCAGCCCCCUGCCCUGCAGCUGGGGCCAGCACCUGCUGGGGCGGAUCCGCGUGCAGCGGGCGUGCAGCCGGGCUCCUGCCCUGCGCUCUAUUUAUUCCUAGUGAUGGUGAGCAGCCCCAGCCCCCGCACUUUGCGCAGGGUCCGCCCCGCUCCCGCUCCCCCAGUGCCUUGGGCAGGCGC
Molecule: messenger RNA, 1729 nt
Organism: Alligator sinensis (Chinese alligator)
Lineage: Eukaryota; Metazoa; Chordata; Crocodylia; Alligatoridae
Product: uridine-cytidine kinase-like 1
Exons: 14
Coding region: 156-1403 (415 amino acids)
Cellular component (GO): cytoplasm
Molecular function (GO): ATP binding; kinase activity
Source: RefSeq, a predicted model, not a curated record